Fukomys damarensis (Damara mole-rat) is the source of this 1612-nucleotide messenger RNA. RefSeq names its product TNF receptor associated factor 4 (gene Traf4). The record is from RefSeq and is a predicted model, not a curated record. Lineage: Eukaryota; Metazoa; Chordata; Mammalia; Rodentia; Bathyergidae. Gene Ontology annotation, molecular function: protein binding; zinc ion binding. Gene Ontology annotation, biological process: signal transduction; positive regulation of JNK cascade; activation of NF-kappaB-inducing kinase activity. The transcript is spliced from 7 exons. Bases 53 to 1393 code for a protein of 446 amino acids.
GUUCCUGGAGAAGCCCAAGCGGCGGCUCCUGUGCCCACUCUGCGGGAAACCUAUGCGCGAGCCCGUGCAGGUUUCCACCUGCGGCCACCGCUUCUGUGACACCUGCCUGCAGGAGUUUCUCAGUGAAGGAGUUUUCAAAUGCCCUGAGGACCAACUUCCUCUGGACUAUGCCAAGAUCUACCCAGAUCCAGAGCUGGAGGUCCAAGUGUUAGGCCUACCUAUCCGCUGCAUCCACAGUGAAGAGGGCUGCCGCUGGAGCGGGCCACUUCGACAUCUACAGGGCCACCUGAGUACCUGCAACUUCAAUGUAGUCCCCUGCCCCAAUCGCUGCCCUACCAAGCUGAGCCGCCGUGAUCUGCCCGCACACUUGCAGCACGACUGCCCCAAGCGGCGCCUCAAGUGCGAAUUCUGUGGCUGUGACUUCAGUGGGGAGGCCUAUGAGAGCCACGAGGGCAUGUGCCCUCAGGAGAGUAUAUACUGUGAGAACAAGUGUGGUGCCCGCAUGAUGCGGCGACUGCUGGCCCAGCACGCCACCUCUGAGUGCCCCAAGCGUACCCAGGCUUGCAGCUAUUGUACCAAGGAGUUUGUCUUCGACACCAUCCAGAGCCACCAGUACCAGUGCCCAAGGCUACCAGUGCCCUGCCCCAACCAGUGUGGUGUGGGUACUGUGGCUCGGGAGGAUCUGCCAGGCCAUCUGAAGGACAGUUGCAGCACUGCCUUAGUGCUGUGCCCGUUCAAAGACUCCGGCUGCAAGCACAGGUGCCCUAAGCUCGCAAUGGCACGGCACGUGGAGGACAGUGUGAAGCCACAUCUGGCUAUGAUGUGUGCCUUGGUGAGCCGGCAGCGGCAGGAGCUGCAGGAACUGAGGCGAGAGCUGGAGGAGCUAUCUGUUGGCAGCGAUGGGGUGCUCAUCUGGAAGAUUGGUAGCUAUGGACGGCGGCUACAGGAGGCUAAGGCCAAGCCUAACCUCGAGUGCUUCAGCCCAGCCUUCUACACACAUAAGUAUGGUUAUAAGCUGCAAGUGUCUGCAUUCCUCAACGGCAAUGGCAGUGGAGAGGGCACACAUCUCUCACUCUAUAUUCGUGUGCUGCCAGGCGCCUUUGACAAUCUCCUUGAGUGGCCCUUUGCCCGCCGUGUCACCUUUUCCCUGCUGGAUCAGAGUGACCCUGGGCUGGCUAAGCCACAGCAUGUCACUGAGACCUUCCACCCUGACCCAAACUGGAAGAAUUUCCAAAAGCCGGGAACUUGGCGAGGUUCCCUGGAUGAGAGUUCUCUGGGCUUUGGAUACCCCAAGUUCAUCUCCCACCAGGAUAUCCGAAAGCGAAACUAUGUGCGGGAUGAUGCAGUGUUCAUCCGUGCCUCUGUUGAACUACCCAGGAAGAUCCUCAGUUGAGUGCAGAGCUGGCACGCUCGAGGGGAGAGGGAUGGGACGUGACCUGUCAGACACUGUCUGGACCUGGAAAGGGGCCGGAUCCCCUUUCAGCUGUUCUCUGCUGCCUAGGUUCUGUUACCCCCAUCUCCCCCUACCACCAGCACCCUCAGGUCCCUCCAAUUGGUGCUUCAGCCCUGGCCCCUGGCGAGGGGAGCAGGUCUUGGGGUUAUCAAGGGCUGG